Cinara cedri is the source of this 20045-nucleotide messenger RNA. Lineage: Eukaryota; Metazoa; Arthropoda; Insecta; Hemiptera; Aphididae. The record is from the annotation of a GenBank genome assembly.
GAAUAACACAUUUUAUGUCGUUCACUAUAGUCACUGCUUACUUCCUAGCCUACAAUACAAUUGUUGUUACUUUUUUUAACUCUGUACUCCAUUUUGGAUUAUGUACUAGUGAUGUAAUAAUUACUGUAUUAUAUAUUACGCUUUUAAAAUUUGUUUACUGAUUUUGGUUUUGCACAUAGAGUGAUCAAAAUGUCAGAAACUUUAGAUUCACGUAUGGUUUCUGAUUUAAAGGUGACUGAAUUGCGUUCUGAAUUAGAAAAACGUGAUUUGGACAAAACUGGAGUAAAAGCAGUAUUAUUGGAACGUUUGCAAAAAGUAAGUAUUCAGAAAUGGUAUUCUUAUGAUAAUCAAUAAUUUGAAUAGAUACUUCAUAAUAAUACCUAUUAUAUAUUUUUCUAUGACUUGUACUUAUCGUUAAAUGUUUUUAUCUUCUAUUAUAUCCCACGUAAACUGACCUAGCUACUUUUAUAUUUGCUCUCCACAUUUCCCUGUCAUUCAACAUUUAUUUAUUCCUCUUUUCUUCAUAUUACUCAUAUUGAUCUUUAGUCAAUUUUUCUUUGGUCAGCUUUUUGUCCAUCUGACCAAGUAUUUCUUCUAUUUUUCAGCUAUAUUCCAUGAGUGUAUUUUUAACAUUUAAUUACAUAGGUGUUUUAAUUAUAUGGAACUAGGUAUUGUCAUAUAAUAUAAUCUUAAAUAUAACCUAACAUGAAUUGUGUUUUGUAUACCUAAGUAGUAUAAGGAUUAAAAUUCCUAGGUACUUAUAUUAUCAACAUUUGUAACCAGAGGGUAAAUCAUCAAUGAAUAUUGUAUACAUCUGAUUCCAAAGAACCGCGGUUUCCUCCACUGUAAAUAUUCACUAUAUCAAAUUUCUGGUGAAUAAUAAGAGGUUCAUUAAAAAUUAAACUUCCUUAGUGGUAAAAAAAAAAUUAAUUUUGGUGUAUUGAAAUCAUUUUUAAUGCGGAUUUUUUUAGGUUUAAAUUUUGAUGAAAAUCAUGUAAAAAUCGUGAUAUUUCAAAACAUUGUUCAUCAAAGUUUUCUCAGAAUCGUUUUUCAUUAGCUAUGAUAAAUUCAAUAUCAUGAAUUCUAUCAAUUCACUAUAAACUAUCACAAUCAUUAUCAAAAUUACAAUCAUUGAAAAGACCCUCGACAAGGUUUUCCAUGAUUACAAUCAAUCAGGAGUUACACAGACGUGAAAAUAUAGUUUCAUGUUGGACGUGGAAAUAGUCACUACAUUAUAUUUAUUUGUAUAAUAACAAUAAUUAAUUUUUAUUUUUAAAUUAAACACAGGUUUUUAAAGCUUAUUAGUAGGUACAUUCAUAAGUGCUUCUUUAAUUUUUUAUUUACUUACCUAGGCUCAUUAGCUGGGCUAGGAUUUAUAUGCAACAGAAUGUUUUUUUGUGACUUCUGAUUAUUGAUUUUGUCAGAAAUUUCCACGAAUCGCCUCAUGAUGAGAUAAAUGGUAGUGUUUUUAUUUUGCAUGUUUUUGGAUAUUUUUGCAUAUAUUGAAUAAAAUGAAUAUUAUUGUAUAUUUCGAUUAUAAGAAUGCAAAAAAUGCAUGUUUUACAGUGUAUUUCGUAAUUAAUAUUUAUAGUUUAAUAUUAAUAUUUCGUAUUUAGUUCUAGCCCUGCUGAUUAAAGUACAAAACUUGAUUUUUUUUGUCAAAUAAAAAUUUUAUUUUUAUAAAUACAAUCCUAUGGUACAAUAAGUAUGCGAUAAUAGAUUAAAUAGUUUGACGGAGAAAGAUAAACACAAUUAAUAAAAGUAUGUAGGUCAAUAUAAAAUCCAAGAUAAGAUUUGUCGGGUAUUAGUGUAUUACACAUAAUCCUACGUAGUACAGACUGUUCAGCUGUCCGUGCACCACUGUUUAUUAGACUAUUUUUCAGUGUGAUUUUUAUUUUAAAAAUGCCAAAAGUCAAAAAUGAAAGUGGCAAAUUAAGACAAUUUGUUGUAGAAUUUUCUAGCGAUGUUUUUAAAACCGACGGUAAAGUACUGUAUUAUAUAAUUUGUGAUCACUCAUUUUAUGAAAAAAUUUCAAGUACUUCAGCAUUUAAAUACAAGUAAACACCAAAACAUAAUAAUUUAGUAGAAAAAUCGAAAUAAACAACCAUCGUUUACUUUUGAUUUAUGCCAAGCUAUGCUUGAAUGAUAUACAUCUAUGGAAAUUAAACCAAUCAUCAUUCAACAUUUUUUUUAGAGAAAUAUACUGAAAAAUGUGUUCUCGAUUAGUCAACAAUACGUAAAAAUUACAUUUCUACCAUUUAUGAAAACACUAUUUCAUGUAUUCGUUUAGAAAUUGGUGACUGACCGAUUUGUGUCUUAUUAGAUCAGACAACAGAUGUUAACGAUCAUUUUGUAUGCGAUGUUAUUAUCGGUUUUCUUCACGACGAACAUUAUUCAGAGCCAUGGUUAUUAAUGAGUGAGGAACUUUUUAAAUGUAAUUUUCAAACUGUUGGUAAAUUAUUUAAUGAUGCCAUGCAAUUAUUGUGGCUGUUUGGAGUCAAGUAUGAAAAUGUUCUUUUGUUUGUAACCGACGUUGCAUCAUAUAUGGUGAAGGCAGCUGACUCUUUAACUGUACUAUUUCUAAAUCUGAUACAUUUAACAUGUUAAACCUACGGAAUUCAUAGAGUUUGUGAGAUUAUAAGGGUCGAAUACACUACAGUUAAAUAAAAUGAUAGCCUGUGUAAAAAAAAAAAUUUUUAAAAGCUCCGAGCCGAAUACUUAAUUGAAAAAAUGAAAAAAAAAUGUUCCUAAUUAGUUAUUAGGUACAUUUUUUUAAAAUUUUAUUCUCCAACAGUACUUAGUAUUAAAAUGACUACCUAUAUACUGACUUACUUUCUUAUUAAUAAUUAUUUUGCUUAAAAAUUAAAAUAUUAAAAAAACAUGAAUGUCAGGACACAGAUAAUCUUCAUACCUUUAAGUUUGUUAAUAGGUUAAUUCAUUGUAAUAUUAAAACUAAUGACACAAAAUUUGUUCCUAUUGAAUGUAAAUUUGCUAUGUCGUAUGUUAGUAAAUUUGAAUGUAAUAUCUUCUUAAGUAUAUAUUAUGUAAGCUACCUUGCUUGUAUCACAGUUAAUAUUUAUCUUAAUAGCAUGAUAAAUAAUGAUUUGAUUUUUUGUAUUACUCUCCCCUUAACCUCUCCUCAUUCCUGUAAGUACACUAUUGGGUAGGUACUUAUAUAUUUUGAUCUGUAUUUUAUCUUUGAAUCAGUAUAAAUAUUCAGUUGACAAUUUUGUAGGCUUGCUCUUAAGAUCUAUUUUUAAUGAUUUAUAAUGUGUUCAGCAAGUUACACCUGCUUACUUAUCUAUACCUAUUUAUUGGUUAUUAUUAAUGUACCUGUUAUGUAUUAUUUUAGGCCCUUCUUGAGGAAGGAGAAGAUCCAGAAAAUUAUGUGUUUAAUAAAAUUGAUUUAAUGUCAGAAAAAACCUUAAAAUCUCCAAGUAUUGAAAAAAGACCAAUUCCUGUCACUGAUAAAAAGGAAGUCAGAACAGUUCAAACUCCUGAUAAAAAGCCAACUACACCAAACAAAACUCUCAAGACUAAUAUUGUUGGUAAAAGGCCUGGCCCAAAGUCAAGUAAGUACUAUUAAAUUAAAAAAUAUGUAGCAGGUAUAUUUAAAGUUUGGGUAUUUAUUUAAUUAUAUUAUGAAAAAAUGCCUGCUGAAAUCAUUAUUUUCGAAAAUUUUCCUUAUAUUUUUUUCACAUUUAGGUUAGAUAAUUGUCUUGUUUAUUAUUAAUAUUUCUUAUACAAUUUCUAAGAAUUUGAAUAGUUAAGAUAUUAUGAGACAUAAAUUAAUUAAUGCCAUGGAAUGAUGCUAUUUAACAAAACUGUUUAAAGUAAUCCAUUUAAUUGACUAUUUUUAAAAAGUAUUGACUUCUAAAAAAAAUUUUCAAUAAUUUAAGAAAAAAUUAGCUUUAAGAUGUUGAAUUUACAUUAUUUUUUUGUCAUCCUUAUUUUUGAAGAUUUUCAAAUAGCAACCUUUAUUAAAAAUUCCUUCAAUAGGUAAAAAUAUAAGUUCAAAUAAAUUCUCUUGUUGAUAUUUUUGAUUUCCAAAAACCUGUUAACGAGAUGUUCUACUUUUAAGUUUAGGUAGUAGGAGAGUAGUUGAGAAAUUUUUUGUUGGUCUGUCAACAAAUUUUCUGUGAUGUAUACAAUACAUUUUUUAUUAUGCAUACAUAAAAUGUUUGUAAACGUUCUCCCUUCUUACAUUGGAACUAUAUUCAUCAAUCAUCAUUAAUCAGGGCUGAUACAUACAAAACCAGACAAAACUUAUGUAAUAUACUAUAAAACUAUUAUAAUGUUAUACAAAUUUGUUUGUAUUUGACAUCUAAUUAAGUAAAAUUUAAUUAAUAAUUCCGUUUCUUGCUUUUUUUUUUAUUUAUAUAUGUGUAAAAAAUAAGGAGGUUAAUUAUAAGUCUUACUUAUUGGUAAAAAAAUAUUCUAUAUUAUUCUAUUUUUUUUUUUUUAUAUACAAAUUUUCAAUCAAAUUUUGACAAAAAUCCUAAAUAUUACGACCUUUAAAACAUAUUACUGAAUUCCAGUGAAUUGUUUUUUUUAUUGAUUAAUAUAUGAUUAAUCAUUGCGUAAAAAUAUGCAAUAAAUUCCUUAUAUUCUUCUUUUCCAACUUAGAGUAGUGUUCCACCUAUUAUGUGAAGAUUAUUUGUCUUUAUUAUACCUUGAAAUGUAAUUUACCUUUAUUUUUUUUUUAAAUUUAAUGAACUUUAAACGUAUUGUGUGAUUGGAGUUGUUGAUGGAUUUAAAUAAUAUUUUCUGUAGUUAUAAUACAUAUGCAUUUGAGCUAUUAUAUUUGGAAAACGGUACAAAAAUGUCAUUAAAUGUAAAAAAGUUAAUGUUUCCAUAUUUCAGAUAUUCAAUGUUUCCUAAUUUUAUUUUAUUUUUCCACCAUUUCGUCUCCCCAAUUUGCAAAUUUUCUGGUAAAUUUAAAACAAUAAUAAUAAUAAAAACCAUUCUAUUUGUUGAAACUUUAUUCAAUUUGUUCACUUGAGUUUAGAAUAAAUAAUACAUAAUAUGUUUAAAUAACUAAUUAAUUUUUUAUUAAUUACAAAAAAAUUGCAGUAUUGAUGGUACGAAAACAUACAAAACAAGAAAAAUAAAAUAUUACUUAAAUAAUAUAAAUAAUAAUAACAAAUAAAUUCAAGUGAUUAAUAUUAAAAAAUUAUCAUAAAUUGAUAAUUUUUUAAUAAUAAUAAUUUAUUCAAAUAAAUAGUUGAUGGACUGUAGGCUUGAACUACUGUACUAUAGCAAUAAUGUUGAAAUUUAACAACAUUGUUAACUUAUAAAAUAUUACUGCUAGAAUAGUAAUUAAAAAUCAUCCAAAAAUUGUCAUUACUGCUAUAGCAAUGAUAUAAUAUUAUGAACCAAUUAUAUCUCAAUGGGCAGAUCAAUGGGCACUUUUUUUUUUGUUUGUUUACACUUGUACUUUUUGGUUUUUUUUUUUGCUGAAGGUUAUAGCAGUAAUGUAAGUGACAUAUUUUUGGACUUGGUUUUGUAAUAAUAAAAUAAAAUAUAAUAUAAUAUUCAUUACGUAAUAACUGAAUUUAAUUUAUGUAUAUAUUAAAGUACAUUAUAUUGUCUUUAGUUAAUUUCUGAAAAAAAAAAACAAAUAAAUUCUUCGUUAUAAUUUAAAUUAAAAUUAAAAACCAUGCCUUGUUAAAGUAGAUUGGUGAAUAUAGAUUGAGAAUGUUAAUUAUCUGAUUUUUAAAUAUUAUUUUUUAUUUUUAUAGAAACAUGCGGUUUACCAUUAAAAAAUGAAAAACCAACUUUAGCUGCCACUAAAAAAAGUACUGAUGAAGUAAAACAAGAACCAUCUAAUACUAUUGUUACUGAAGAAACUAAACAAAAUAUAUCAUUUAAUAGUAAUAGCUCUGACGUAACUAACUCUGCUAAUGAAACAGAAGCUAAGGAAAUUGAUAUGGAUAAUGUUCAAUUAAAUAAUUCUGAAGAUGUAGAUGUAAUGCCACAUGACAGUGAAACUGUAUUGAAUCAUAAUGCAAGUGUUCAAGAAAAAACAGAUAAUUUAGAGAAAUCUAAAUUAAUUGCUGUUCCGAUGGAACGCAAAUGUACUGAAAAAGAAAAAGAACUAGUGCAAACAAAAAAUUUGGUUAAUGCUGAAGAAAUUGAAGUUGAUCAAAACUGUACAAAAAAUACUAAAGCUACGGACGAUUCUGUAAUACAAGAAAAGGAGAAUAGUAUUGUAGAUAAAAAAAUCGAGGUCAUUGAGGCUAAAAAAAUUAAUAUAAUACCAAAAAAUAUAGAUGAAGAUAAUAUUCAAGAUGAAGAAUUGGAUCAUGAAGUUGAUGAAGAAGAAAUAGGAAAUACUAAUGAAUUUAAUGAUACUAAUGAUCUGGUAAGUUUAUACUUGGUAUUAAAUGAAAAGAUAAUUAAUCAAUUUUUAAUUUAUCUAGGAGAAAGCUGUUCAAGAAAAUAGCAAAGAUGACAAUAAUGAAGACUCUAUUAAUUUGACAAUUGGAGAAGAUGAUAUUAAAUUAUUUGCUGACGAGGUAAAUUAGUAUUUUGUUUUAUUUAUUAUCUAUUAUAUUAUAUUUGUAAAUUUUUAGUGUAGUAAAGAUACUUGUUUUUCAAUAUUUCUUUUUCUGCUUUGAUUUUUGAUAGUUUAAUUGUUGGCUAUUUUUAAAUAUUAUUUAGGGAAUAAUUUGUAAUAUUAAACAAAUCUAUUAAGUUGUGAAUAAUUUCUGAAAUUUAUAAUUUUUUUUAACUAUUUUAUUGUAAGUAAAAUACUUGAUUAGUAAUUUUUUCAAGUAUACACAUUAUGUAUCCAAAGAAUAUAGUUUUCUUUUUUUUUAAGUCUUAAUAAAUAAAUAAGUAUUGCAGAAAAUGUGCAAAUUAGGAAGAUAUAAAUGAUUGAAAGAAAAAUAACAAUUUGUUCAUAUCUUGUGAUAACACAUGUACUGAAAUUUGCAAUUGUUCACAUUUUUAAGUUAGCCUCUUCCUGAAUGUAAUAGCUUAAAUAUUAUUUAAUUAUAUAGCCAUACACAUCUUCCAGUGGCACAUUGCUUUUAAAGUUAAUUUAAAAAAAAAAAAAAAAUUAAAUUAAAUUAUAAGUGGUUUCAAGGUAACAAAUAAUAACAAAUUUGUGUUUUUUUUUUAAAUUGUUGGUUUUCUUUAUUUCCAAUGUUGAAGGUUUAAACAAUUUUUUUAGAUAAGUUAAAUUUAUUUUAUUACAAAACUAAUUUUUUUGUAUUGAGCCCAAAAAACACGCAUUGAACAAUUAAUGAACAUCUCUGUUUUCGCUCAUUUUUAGCUGAAAAUACUGAGAUAUCUGACAUAAGUAAAGUUAGGCAUGGCUAACCUUAACACUAGAUGUUCUAAUAUAAAUAUUCCUAGACUCAGCUCCACAAACUUUUCCUGAAGCUUAGAAUAUUAUCUUCAAGGAACCUGCUUGAAGAUUUAUGUAAUAUUAUUGACCUUUAAAUUGAACUAAACAGAUUUUCCAUUAAAUUCAUUUAGAUCAUUUAAAGUAAGCAAUUACACAAUAUAAUAUAAAACAUUAAAGAGUUCAGAUUUUGUUCAAUGCUAAAGGUGAGAUAGAUUAAAAUUAAAACAAAAAAAAAGUACUAUCUUAAGAUAAUGGGCACAGGUGCAGUCACUGUUAAAGAUGUGAGACGUUGGGAAGGUAUUUAUGGGAAAAUUUAAUGUAUAUGUGUACGCAAAAAUUAACCAUUGUUAACGAACAAUGAUUGUGAGUGUAGUUUAGAAAAUUACCUCCCUAAAGUAUCACCCCAGUCAGUCUUCCUUUCUAAAAAAAUGCUUUUAUAAAUCUGUGCAAAAUUGCUGGUAAAAAAGUUAUCCAUGGAAAAACAGAAAUAGAAUAAAAACAAAGAUCAUUACUAUAUAUUCUAAUACAUUCUGCGCUCCACUCUGAAUCUAAAACUCAUAGAAAAUGUAUCCAAAACCUAAUUUUUAAGGUUUAAGGCUAUUAUAAAAUAUGAAUUACUAUGUUGCCAAAAUUAACUUUGCCUAAUUUUGCCCAUAAAUAAGACUUUAAAAAGUGCCAUGCCCUUCAAUUAAGUUGAAAAAACAAUUAUUGAUUUAACAUAAUUUUCUUAAAUUCAGGACUUCAUGCAAAAACUUUGUAAAUGUAACUUGUUAAAUAUUUUUUUUUAAACAUUAACUUAUUAUAUGAAAAGAAGAAAAAUUAAUUUGUGUAUUUUUAUUCCUUGAACUGUAAUCUGCAUUUAUUUAUUUUUUUUAAUAUUCAUUCACUUUGAAAGUAAAAUGUUAAUGGAUUUAAUAAAUAAUGUUUUCUCUGUUUAAUAAUUAGAUCCUAUCACGAUCGGGACUAGGCUAGUUUAAAAAUAUUAAACUUAUGUAGAAAUGUGAAUGUUUCCAAAUUUUGAUAAACUUUAAGAGCAUAUGCUCAACCAGAAGAAGAAGAUAUGCACUGAUUUUAUUUAUUUUCCCUUUUUCCUCCUUUAUUAUUUUAAAUGUGUAAAUUGUUCACGGUUUUGCAACUUAUAUACAAAUUUUGAAUUUUUUAGCCCACUAAUUACAUGCAUCAUUAAAUUAUAUAAUUAAUGGUUUCAUUGGAUAAAUUUGAAUUAUGAAAUUCUAAAUAAUAUUUCAAAUAUUUAUUAAAAUGUGUAUAUUUUUUUUUUUUCAGGAAGACACAAACAUUGAAAAAGAGGGUAAUGAGUUUAAAUAUUUUAAUAUAAUAUUCAUAUUUAUUUUUAAGAACUAAAAAUAUGCACAACUUAGUAUAUAGCAAUUCUAUUAUUGAAAGUUAUAAAUGUAUCAAGUAAGAUAUUGUGUUGUAUUAGCAGUAAAGCUAAUACAGUUAUAAGAGUUCUUAUCCAUAUUUAUGAUUCAUACCAUAUUACAUUGUAAGAUUUAUUUCAUAUUACAUGUGUCUACAAUAUGAUUUCUGCAUAAUGAAAACAAGAAGAUGUAUACAAAAAAAUUAACAAGAAUCAACAGAAUUUAUCAACUAUUUGAUAAAGUUAAAAUCAAAGAAGACAAUAAGCAAACUAUGAAUAUGCAAACUUUAAUCUACAAGCAACCUAUUUUGGACAUCUGCUAACCGUUAGAGUUAAAAAAUAAUAAUAAAAAAACAUUUUUUUCUCAACUACCUGCUGUUCAGUGAAAAAUAUUUUUUUUUUUGGUACAAUGUUUAUAAAUACAAGAAUCAUGAAAAUUUCCAAAUACAUAUUUAUAUUAGGAUGGUUUUAUUAGUUUAACUUGAACUAUAACUAGUUUAUUAGUUGUUAUUUUUAAUUGAAUUAGAUUAAUUUUGUUAUUUAUUUUAAUAAAUUAAAUAUGUAGAAACUGGGUGAAUAUUAUUUACGAUUUUCUUAACAUGGCAAAUUCAAAUCGGUUUUAUAUUUUUUAUUUUUAUAGUUUAAAACCUUGCACUAAUUCUUAUAAUGUUUUAUUAAUUACUAUCGUUAUUUAGUUUCUAAGAGUAAUUUAAAUCUGUUCUUCAUUUAAACAUAUUUGAAUAUGGAUUCAAAUUAUGUUUAACCAUGUUUAGUAUACUAGAGGUAUAUUGCGUGUUUAUAGAUAAUUUGUGUUUUAUGUAUAUUUAAUUUGUGUGACGCAAUCUAGACGAAGUGAUCGAGAACCGUACCAAAGAAGAAAUGUCACUGAGCAAACAGCGUGAAUCUCGUCAUCCUGUUACUGCUAGUAACGGUAGAGCAACAACUGCAUCAGUCAAAAGCCGCCGCAGUGCAACUGAGAAGCGAUCUUCUGUUGGGGAUAAACCACGCAGUAGCCACAAAGAGGACAAGGACAACAGCAACGCAAAACCCAUCAUCAGUGUCAGUACGCCGAAAGAUGAGAAGAAAGAAGAGGAGAAGCAGCUAAUUAAAGAUAAAGUGGAAGCUGGCAAUAAGCAGAGGUUUGUUUUGCACUCGGUCUCGACUACUGAUUCUUUAUCCCUUCAUCGGAAAAUUACGCCAAGGAGAUAUAUAUGACAACCAAUUAAAAAAAAAAAAAACAUUUUUAAUUUUUUUUUUAGCAAAGCUAAGUUUGAACAUGCCACUAGGUUUUCAGAAACGAUUUAUGGAUGGUUAUAAUAUGUUGUAUAAUAUGUAAACCAAAUUUAAUAGUAAAUAAUUACCAGCAAACACCAACUUGCAUGCUUAUUCCAAUGGAGACCAUCUAUUGAAACAAUUUCCAAAUAUUUUGAAGUCAAAAUCUGUUUUUAUUUGGUUCAGUUUUUUGAUUUGUGGUUUCCACAAAUUUUAUUUUGCAAAAAAUUGAUGUGUAUCUUUUAUUUUAAAACAAAUGUAUGUACUAAGUUAAUUUAAAAUAUUAUUUUAAACUAUUGGCUAUUGUGCAUUAUUUGUGUUUCAUUUUUUUUUUUUUUUUUUUUAUUGUAGGAUAAUCUGCAAUUUUGACAUUUAUUUUUUCACAGUAUUUCGACUAAUUUUAGUAUUCAGGAUUUUGUAUAUCAGCAUUUUUCAAUAAAUAAAUCUACAGUUUUGGUUAUAUUACUAAUAAAACUGAUUUCAUAAUUAGUACAUGCAUUGAUUUAUUUUUCUUAACUUCAUUGAUAAAUGAACUUAAUUCAAAGUCUAAAAUUAUUCUUCAGAAAGAGCACAAGUUGUGUUAAACAUUAAAAAGGUCACUUGAAAAUUACUGUAUUGCCUUUUGGUUGGUCUUAACAUAAGUCAAAAUUACAGGGUAAAAUAUGUAUUUAUAAAUAAUUGUUCGUAUGAAUACAUAUUGUUGUAUAAUAUUAAAAAGGUAAUAACAAGACAGCAUUUAAUAUUUUAGUCAUAAAUAGAUGUUGAAAAAUUAUUAUUUUUAGAAUUAAAUGAAAAAUUCAAAAACGAAUGGAUGUUGAUGAUGAUGACGAUGAUGAUGAAGAAACUCGUUAAGAAAAUAAUUUGUUUUGGAAAUUAGAAUGUAAACAAACAUAAUCAAAAACCAUAUAAAAAGAUUUGUAAUUAUGCAAAUUAAUUUGAUCACAUUAAAAUAACAAAGACAAACUAUAAAUUAGUAGUAUUUGAAAUGAACUACAGAAUGAAAGACAAUGCAAAUAUAAAAAGAAUAUAUAUAUUAUUUAUGUGUAAUAAAUGACAUUGAAGUAACUAUUAUUUUGUUCUAUAGAACAAUUGCAAUUUGUAUCAAAGUCUAUACAAUACUUAUAUCAAGUGAAGAUAAUGUUUAGCUGAAAUAAAAACUUGCAAGAGUUUAAUCUAUGCAUGUUCUCAUUUGAGGAAUUGAAAAUAAUAAUUGUAUACCGAAUAAGAAAUAUAUUUUAAUAUAUAUUGAUGAUAUAAAUUUCAUCAAUAAUAGAGUAAUUAUUUACAUCUGGAAGAUAAUAUAACAAUGUUGCUUGAUUACAAUAUGUGCAAUCUAUGUACAUUGUACACAAUAUUUCUAAUUUAUAAAAAUUUAUUUCAAGAGAUAUCAUUUUAAUUAUGCAUUUUCAAGUUAGUAUUUUUCUGAUUUUCAAACAUUUGGCAAUAUUUUUCAAGUGACUUUGUUGUUAAAUACUAUAUUUCUUAUAACACUAAUUAUUAUUGUGAUUAGUUUUUUGCAUCAAGAUGAAUUGAUGUAUCAGUAAAAUUGUCUACAAUAAUGAUUAGAAAUUUAAAUGCUAGGUGAUUUAAUUCAAAUAUUAUGAUUAUUAAGUGGUAAAUGUAUUGAUUUAAUUACUUAUAUUGUUUACGAAUAAAUAAUUUCUUUAUUUAAGUCAAAACAAGGAAACAAGUAAUCAUCUAACUAAUGUUUUUAUGUAUGUAUGUAUGUAUGUGUGUGUGUAUGUAUAUAUACAUAUUUUUAUAUGUUAAUGUUACCAAAAUGUGUAUACAUGUAAUGUAUCAACAUUUUAAAAAUAAUUCUUUAAGGACUGCAACUAAUGUUUUUUCUCAAAUAUUUCAGUAAUGAUUCAAAAAAUCCACAAACAUCAAAUGAUACAUGUAAGAUUUUAUACUUUAAUGAUUUAUUUAUGUUAACAUAUUAAAUUAAUAUUUUAUUUGUUUUAUUUAUUUUAGCAAAGAAAAGCAAUGCAUCCUUGGUACGUAACAUUUGGGUUAGUGGCUUGUCAUCAAUUACCAAGGCUACUGAUUUAAAACAGCUUUUUUCGAAAUAUGGAAAGGUAAUAUUAUUUAAAUAAUUGUAUUGAAUAUCAAAUUGAUCAUCAAUUAUUUACAUUUGUUUUAAAUUAGAAAAAGUGUACUUAUUAUUUGGACCUAUCAUUGUAAUGACACGUUAAUUGUGAAAAUAUCUCAUGUUUUUUCAAAUUGUAAUGAUUUCUUUUGCAAUUAAAUUUAUGUAAACAAAAUCAAUGAUAUAAGUUAAAAUGUUAAAUAAUUUUAGUUAAGGUUUAAAGUUAAGUGAGGCAUAUAUUUAUAAUUAUUAAUAAUUUUUUAUGCUGUGUACCAGAAAUCUUUCUUCAGUGUAACAAGUGGAAUUUUUUCUGAAAAGAAAUUUUAUCUAGUUUGUACUUUAUUUAGAAGAGGUCAUUUUUUGAUUUUUCAAUCAGUUUUUAUAGUAACUGGGUAAAAAUGAAGGGAUAAAUAGACAAAUAGUAUGGUGUGACAACGAUUUCAUGAUUUUACAUUUUUGUCACUUAUGUGUUUACUACCGAACAUAUUGCUCUAAUAUAAAAAUGACUACAGAUCAUUAUUGUUGCAUUUUUAAUCUAAUUAAUGAAUGCAAUUUUUUGAUUUUUCGUGUAUAUUUUUAAUAAUAGCAAUACCAAAAACAAAUUCAGUUAAAAUUAUUUGUAGAGACUCAAAAUUUAAACAAAAAACUUAUAUUUGCCAUUUCUUGACGUGGUAAAAUAUUUGAACCAAUUUUGAACUUUUUAUAGAUAUUUUAAGCAGAGUUUUAUUUAAUUUUUAUUCGGUGAGGACAUUGUAGAUCAAAUUGGUUUGACUAAACUUAAAUACUCGGAAAUUUAACAGGAGAUUUAUAUUAAGUGUUGUACUUGAUGUUAAAGAAAAAAAAAAUGAGUUUGAUGGACCGCCAAUUUGGCUAAUUUUAGACAUUUUUUAAGGUCUUUUGCAAAUGAAAAAUUCAAUAAAUAAUUUUUUUUCAAAUAAAUAUAAAUAUAGACAUUAUAAAUGAUAUUUUUAAUUGUUAAUUUUUUUUACAUUUUUGUACUAAAAGUAUCUGAAAUUAUACUUUGUGACAUUUAAUUAUGGACACUAUUGUAGAAUAACAAAUAUUAGAAAUGAUAAAUUUGGAUUAAAAGACAGAAGAAGUUUAAUUUCAGACAGUAGAGUAGCUUUUUAAAAAUUUCUUUCAUUUAUAAAUUUGUUUUUUUUUUACUAAAUUUCUUUGAUUUUAUAAUUAUAAUGUUAUAAAAUUUGAACCGUUUCUUUUAGUAAAAGAAAUAAACUUAAACAUUUCAAAUCAAAUAUAUAAAUACAACUAGUAAUUAACACUUCAGAAAAAAAAAUUGUCUGAUUCUCAAUAUAAUAUUUUCUGUAAUUCAAACCUGGGCAGUAACUAGUUACAAAGUUACAAAUAUUAGUAAAUUUAUAACUAUUACUUUUAAUUUUCUUGUAACUUGUAACUUAACAAUUUAUUUUUUAUUUGAAUAAUAAAUGUACAAGUUAGUUUUUAUAUUUUGUUAUCAUUAUCUUACAACCAAGAAUUUUCAAAUUCGCAUUAAAUUUAAUAUACAUGUUAAGCUAUUUUUUUAAAAAGUAUUUAGAACAUUUAAUUAUUGUUUGUGAAAUUUAUAGCUAUUUUUAAAAUCUGUAACUUGUCUAAAAUACCAUGUGCCACUAUACUCAAUUUUGUUAGGUAUUAUUUUCAUCGGUGUCCAAUUUUAAAUGAAAAAACUUACAAAAUUCUAUCCAGUCAAUUACUUCUUAUCUCUUCAAAUAAUUAAUCGAAGAUUGUAAUAUUUCAUUUAGUUUUAUUUAUACGCGUCAUGUUAUUCAUCACACGCUUAUGUCAGUAUUUUAAUAAUUUAUUUUCACUUUAAGCUUUGGUAUAAUAGUUCCAUUAAUACCAACCUUUAUUGUCAAAUAUAGUAAGUAAAUGAAGUAUAAUUUUUUUAAAUUAUUAAUAAAUGCCUUUUUUUAUGUAAAAUGAUUAAAAAUAUAUAAGAUAUAAGUGAACUGUCAAGAAGACCUUGUGUGACCACAUGUCUUAACAAAUAAUGAUUUUACUUAUGGUUUUUACCCAAAAUACAAACAAUUUUUUCCAGUAACAAAAAAAAAAAAAUUACACAUGCCAUGGAUACAACAUUAAAUGCUAUCCAUGGAUAACCUUUCAAAUAAUAAUUAUGUAUAAGUCUAUCAAAAUUAAAAAAUGUUGACAGUAGUAAUUAAUUGGAAAUAAUUAUAGCUUUUUAAAACAUGUAUAACCGAACCUUUGAAUUGUUUUUCGUUCGCAAUGUUUUAUUGUUGCUUAUGGGUUUAAAUUAAGUAACUGAAUAUCUUAAAUGUACAAUUAUGUUUAUUGUAUACAUUUUACUUAACAUAAUUUUGAUUUAAAUAAUUUACUUAAAACUUAAUAAAUAAUAAAAUAUAUAAUCUGCAAAUUAAACUUAAAUAUCUAUAAUUUUAGUCUUUCUGAUUAUAUGUUUGCUAUAUUGAAAAAAAAUUAUUUUGCGAACUAUAUUUUGAGACUUAAUAUUUUAGUUUGUUUCUAAUUUAUAUGUUCGCUAUAUUAAAAUCAUCCUAUUGUUCUCUGAUUGCUACAUACCUGAGCAAUUGGUUUGUAACAGGUUAUGAUAUAUUUAAAAAAAAAAAAAUUUCGCGAACUGCACUCUGAGACUUAAUAUUUUAGUUUGUUUCUAUUUAUAUGUUCGCUAUAUCAAAAUCAUCCUAUUGUUCUCUGAUUGCUACAUACCUGAGCAAUCAGUUUGUGACCGGUUGUGACAUUAUAUUUAAAAAAAAAAAAUUAUUUUGCGAAUUGCACUCUGAGACUUAUUAUUUUAAUUUGUUUCUAUUUAUAUGUUCGCUAUAUCAAAAUCAUCCUAUUGUUCUCUGAUUGCUACAUACCUGAGUAAUCAGUUUGUGACCGGUUGUGAUAUUAUUUUUUGACAAAAAUAUGAUUUGUAAACUGCUAAGAUUAUUUACUAUGAUUUAAUAUUAGAUAGAUACAUAGAUAAAUGUUGAAUUGUUUUAUCAAAUUAUACUUUUAUUUAAAGGUUGUUGGAGCCAAAGUUGUAACUAAUGCAAAAACUCCAGGAGCUCGUUGUUAUGGAUUUGUUACAUUAUCGUCAGCUGAAGAUGCUAAUCGUAGUAUUGAACAUUUACAUAAGACUGAACUUCAUGGACGUGUUAUUAGUGUUGAACGAGUACGUAUUACAGUAUAUAUUAUAUAGUUUGUUACUUAGAUAAUUACAAUUUUUUUUUCUAAUAAUUUAAACACUCCUAGGCAAAGCGUGAUAAUGGCUAUCAACAAACUGCUAAAACAUCAGAUGCAAUUAAAACAAAAGAAAGUUCAGAAUCUGAGCGUAAAAUUAAAAAACCUGAAGAAAAAAAGGAUAAACGAGAAGAAAAAAGAGAGAAAAGACCAGAAAUUACAAUUAAUGAUGUGCAAAAGAAACAUGAUGUUUCUAGAGACAUAAAGCGAUCAGGUGAAUAUUCUAUAUUUAUAUAUUUUAUAGUAUAAUAUAUUUAUAUCACUAUUAGUUUUUUCAAAUUAAAUUUAUUCUAGAUUUUGUACUUGAAAAAUCCAUAUAAUUAUCAGCUAUAAUUUAAUAUAUAUAGACAAUAAUAACAAUAUAUUGGUUAAUUAUAUAUUAUAUUAUACCAAUAUAUUGGCAUAAAUGUAUGCAUAUAUUACCAACGUAUUAAUUUAAACAAGUGCAUGAGUGCAUGAUUUGUUGCAUUCAUAUUACUCUGUUAAAUAAUUAUUUAAACAAUAUUUUUCUAAAUGUCUAGUAUCCAAAGAUCAAGCCCAAGAAACAAAACGCUCCAAAAUUGUAAUUGAAGUAGAUGAUAGAAAAAAAGAUAGAAGUAUUAAAAGUAAAAGUAAUGAACGUGAUAGGGAAAGACUAAGAGAAUUAGAAAGGGAAAGAGAACGUUUAGAAAAGGAGAAAAGAAGACAACAGGAGAUAUUAAAUUUUACAAAAAUGAAGGUAAUAUACUUUUUUUUUUAUAACAAAUUUAUAUAUAAUUUUAAAAGUAAAAUUUUAAAAUCUCUGAUGUGUUAUUUAGACUGAGCGAGAAAGACAAAAACAGAAAGAACAGGAGAGAGCAAUAAGAGAAGAAGAACGGAAAAGGCGAAUUGAAAAAGAACGUCAAUUAGAAAUUGAAAGAAAACAAAAAGAAGAAUCUAUACGCCUGGAAAAGUUGGUUUUAAAAUUUGUUUAACUAAUUAAUAGUGUCCUGUUUUAUACUUGAUAUUUUAUUAAUCUAGAGAAAGACAGAAACUUCGAAUUGAACGUGAACGAAUCGAAAAAGAAAAGGCUGAAUUGUUGCGUAUUGAACGUGAAAAUCAGCGUAUAGAACGAGAAAGAUUGCAGAGAGAGAAAGAAGAAUUACGUAGAGCACAAGAGAAACUCGAAGAAACAAAACGUCAAGCAGUACUUAAACGAGCUAUCCCUCCGUCUCCUCCACCCCCUAGUAAAAGACAUUCUUCAGGUUCAUCUCGAUAUGAUGAAAGGUAUAAUAAAAAUAAUCAAAAGCAAUUACUAAAUACAUGUGGUAAUAUAAAUAUUAUUUUGAACUAUUAUUAAAUUUAAUGUUUUUCAGAAAAGAACCACCAAUUCGUAGUUCUCGUGUUCAGCCUAGUACAGAUUAUAUUAAUCAAACAGCACCUCCGCCUCCUAACAUAACAUCAUCAAGACAUCGUUAUGAUCAGCAUUCGUCAGAUUCUCGUCGUUCUAGGCCAUCACCACCACCUCCUCCACCCCCUGCAUCAAGGCCUAAAGAUUCUACUGUUAGCAUGAGGUAAUAAAUAUCAUAAUAAUAUUAUAAAAUUGCACAAAUUUGCAACUUUUUUCUAUGUUCUUAUUAUAGAACUAACUUAAUCUUUUAAUUAGGUUUAAUUAAGUUCUCUAAUGCUAUUUUUUAAUUCUUAUAAUCUUAAAAAAUUUUAUUUGUAUCAUAUCACAUUUUUAUGUUUGUGAUGUUAAACCAAUUCUAGGAUAUGCAAAGAUUUGUAAAGUCUUAGUUAUUAUUCCUUUGGCUUUAUAUAUAUAUAUAUAUAUAUAAAUGGUGUUUAUUAUUGUAUAAUCAAUUUGGUUGCUACAUGCAACCUAUUUAAACUUGAUUUAUAUUAAUUUAAUCGCGAGUAGCAACACUGUGAUAGAAUUCUGCUAGUAAUUUAUAAAUAAAUCUAGAAUUAAAUUAAAUAUUUUUCAUGUAACUUGUUUUUAGUGAAUUAAAGCAGUGGCGGUUUUUUGUCAGGUAUCAAACACUAAGUUAAAAACUAUUUAUAACUCUUAAUAAAUUCGGUAACAGUUGUCAAGUUUUAUUUAUGGUAUGAUGAUUUAUAUUAUCAGUAUGUUAAUUUGUAAUUUCUAAAAACCAGAAAAGUAGAAGGGAAAUCUCUUUUAUUUGCAUUAUAAGUCCAUCACUACUGAUCGAGUUUAUAAUAAUAUAUUUUUAUGAAGUAAUUUAAUAUUCAUAGAUAUUGACUAACUUGGUCAAAAAAAAAAAAAAACAAUCAGCUUUUGACAGCUAAGCAAUAAUAAUUCUAUUUGUUUAUUUUUGUACAGGUUUAUGAUACAAAAUUAGUUUAUUAAAAAAACCUACAAUAAAAUUAAUAGCACCCAAUGCUUUUUAAAAUAGAAGUGUUAAAUUUGUUGUUUAAAAAAAUUGCUUAAAGAGUUUAAUUUUGUUAAUGAGUAUUUUAUUUUUUUACUCAUGCCCAUUAAUAAUAAUGUAUUUAAAACUUCCAAUAUCAUAGUUUUUAACACUAGUAUAUUAUCAUUAUAUUAAUAUUUAUAGUUUUUAAAAAUCACAAGUAAGAGACAAAUAUUUCAUUAUAUAGUCUCAUAAACACCAUUAAGUGUAAGUUUUAAUUAUUGUUUUAAAAUAAUUUAAUAUUUAUGGUACCUAUUUCUGAACUUAUUUCAAAAUAUUCAACUUUUGACAGCUAAACAAUGAUAAUAAUAAUAAUAUUUGUUUAUGUUCGCACAGGUUCAUAAAACAAAAUUAGUUAAUUAGAAAAUCCUUUAAUAUCAAUAAUAUACUAGAUAUUUCAAAAUAGAGGCCUUAAUUUGUUUAUAUUUAAUAUUUGUAUUAAUUUACUAUUAAAUUUUAUGACAUCUAAAAGGAUUAAAAGUUACAACUGUAUUAGUAGUCUGUUGAUUUGGUGUGAAGUAACAUAAUGUUUCUAAUACGAUGUUUUACAUUUUUGUUUUUUAAAAGCUUAUUUAUUUAGAAGUGCUUCUCUUAGUUUCAGCACUUUGUUAAUUAUAACUGUUAAAUUAAUACUAAUAUAGAAACUCAAAAUAUUGUCCAUUACAAGUGUACAAUUUUAAGUAAUAAAUAUAAAAUUAAAUUUAUGUUUAUUUAAUUACUUAUACAUUUCCAUUUAAUGGUGAGUUCUACAAGAGUGGUCUAUGGGCUGUAGAUAAAAAAAUCUUGCUAAAAAUCAGUGUAGCAGAGUUGAGAAUAAUGCUUAAAUGGAAAAGUGUAGUGACAAUAGAAGAUAGAAUAAGGAGUUAUACAAGGAUGAUGGGUGUAUGCGAGGACAAUGUGGGGAAUCAGAUCAAGCGAUAAUUUAAGACAAGGUUAGGAUGAAACUAAAUGGGAAAAAGAUUCUAGAAACAUUAUAAAUACUAGUUACAAAUGAAUUUCAAUGAAAAAGAAAAAUUAAAUUAUUAAGUAUAAUAUAUACCUAUAAUUGGUGUGUAAUCAUUAUAUUUUAAACUAUUAUAGAACUUUAAAGACCAAAAAUGUUGGAGCAAAUCUAUAUCUUUUAUCUGUCUUCUUAUAUGCAUCAUUGAAUCGAAGUUCAUAAAAUAUAUUACUAUGAAGUUUUUAAAUAUUUGUAGUAUUUUUGAACAUCGUAUAAAAAAAUCAGCCUUUGACAGCUAAACAAUAAUUAUAUUUGUUUACGUUUGUACAGGUGUGUGAUACAAAAUGUAUUUUCAUUUAUAUUAUAUGUUAUUAUUAUUAUAACCUAAUGAAUAUAGUUGAGUGAAUUGUAUACAAUUAACACAUUUAUAAUGUAGUUAGUUAGUUAUGAACAUUAAUUAUCAUAGGUUUAUUUAUUUAUAUGCAUUUUUUAAUAUUAUUGUAUUGUAGAUAUGGUGCUCCACCACCAACAGAUCAUCAUUAUAGAAGUCGGGAUGAUCGGACAGAUAGAAGAGAAGAAUCUCGUAGAAAAGAGUCCAGUAGUGGUGGUAGCAGUAGCAGGCAUGCACAUACAUCAACAUAUGAUUCAAACAAAAGUUGUGAGUAUAUUAAUAAAUUUAAGUAUAAUUAUUUAUUUGUUUCUUUAAUUGUGAUAAUAAUUUUUAUUUUAGCCUAUGGAUUGUCUCGUAAUAGUCAAAGUACUAACUGGACAUCGGCUCCAGUUAAGAGUUCUUAUGGUUCACUAGGUUCUAGCUCUGGAUCUAGUAGCAUGGUAAUGAGUAAUAGACUAGAUCCAUGGUCAAAUACUAGUGGUAGUCGAGAAAUUGAAACAAAUGUAUGGCAACGUCCUCUUCCUCCAGCACCAACUGAUAAGUAUGCCACAAUUUUUAGAUAUUUGUAUUAAUGUACAUAAAUUUACAUAGAAUUUGCUCUAGCAGGUGGAACAGUACAUCAAGUAAUCCUACAUCUUUGUCGUUAAGUGGACGUAGUUCAAGCAGUAACCCUUUGUAUGGCAAUAAUCAUCAAGUGUUACCUAAUGUAGGUUUGAACAUGUCUUCUAACUUCAGUGAUAAUAGAUUUGAUAGUUACAAAAUGAGUGGCAUGUCACGCAAAUAUUAAUGAAACUCAAAUGGUCAAAAAACUCGUCAGAAAUAGUUAUAGUCAUAGCACAACACAUUCCUUUGUUCUUGUGCCUUCUUGCUUUUUAUGUAUUUUAGUAUUGGUUUUUUAAAAUAUGAUUUUACUAUAUAUUUACUGUACAAUUUAGAUACAUAUUUUUGGUUUAUAAAUGCCAUACAAUUAAUUUUUAGUUAUGUUUAUAUUAGUUUAAGGAACUAUUUA